Molecule: messenger RNA, 3066 nt
Organism: Setaria italica (foxtail millet)
Lineage: Eukaryota; Viridiplantae; Streptophyta; Magnoliopsida; Poales; Poaceae
Product: general negative regulator of transcription subunit 3
Exons: 16
Coding region: 132-2729 (865 amino acids)
Biological process (GO): regulation of DNA-templated transcription; nuclear-transcribed mRNA poly(A) tail shortening
Cellular component (GO): CCR4-NOT core complex; P-body; nucleus
Source: RefSeq, a predicted model, not a curated record
ACCCCUCCCAAAUAAACUCCCCCGAAUAAUUCGUCGUCUCCUUCCCCAGUCUCCACCACUCUCCCCCUUUGCUCGCUCCCAAAUCGUAAACCCUAGCCGCGCCCCAGCGCGAGGGCACCCCCGCCGCCGCCAUGGGCGCCAGUCGGAAGCUGCAGGGCGAGAUCGACCGCGUCCUCAAGAAGGUCCAGGAGGGCGUCGACGUCUUCGACAGCAUCUGGAACAAGGUCUACGACACCGAGAAUGCGAACCAGAAGGAGAAGUUCGAGGCGGACCUCAAGAAAGAGAUCAAGAAGCUGCAGCGGUACAGGGACCAGAUCAAGACGUGGAUCCAAUCCAGCGAGAUCAAGGACAAGAAGGUUAGUGCCUCUUAUGAGCAGGCUCUGAUGGAUGCCCGUAAGCAGAUUGAACGAGAGAUGGAACGAUUUAAAGUUUGUGAGAAGGAAACAAAAACCAAGGCCUUCUCAAAAGAAGGGUUAGGUCAGCAACCAAAAACUGAUCCCAAAGAGAAGGCCAAAGCUGAAACGAGGGAUUGGCUUAAUACUGUGGUUAGUGAUUUGGAAAGCCAGAUUGAUAACUUUGAAGCAGAGGUUGAAGGGCUUUCAAUUAAAAAGGGAAAACAAAGACCACCUCGACUGGUACAUUUAGAGAAGUCUAUUACGCGGCAUAAAGCUCAUAUAAAGAAAUUGGAGUCAAUCUUGAGACUUUUGGAUAAUGAUGAGUUGAGUCCUGAGCAAGUCAAUGAUGUUAAAGAUUUCCUUGAAGACUACGUUGAACGUAAUCAGGAAGACUUUGAUGAAUUCAGUGACGUUGAGGAUCUCUAUAGCACAUUGCCUAUGGAGAAGGUUGAAGCACUUGAAGACAUGGUUUCACUUGCUCCUUCCAGUCUUGUGAAGGGUGUUGCUUCUGUUUCCACCAGUGCAGUUUUGAGCACGAAGACUUCUUCAGUUGCAACUUCAUCUACUCAGCCUACUGUAUCAACAACUACUUCACAAAGUACAUCACAAGAUCAAACAGAGGAGACGGCUUCACAAGAAAGCAAUCCUGAAUCUAUGCCACAAACGCCACCUUCAAAAGGUGGAAAUCUUGGACCUUCAGUGCCAGUUGUGCCCAUUGCUAUCAGUACUGGUAGCGUGCCUGUUUCUGUCCCUGCGGAAACCAUUAAUUCCCCUGUGCGGCCAACUGUUCCUACCACAGCGGCUGCAAUACUUUCUUCUGCUACUCCACGAAGUGCUCCUGAGAGUACACCUGUUGUAACCUCAAUUCCUGCAAACUUAUCUGGCACCUUGAAGGAUGAUGACAGCAUGAGUUUUCCUCCACGAAGACCAUCUCCUGCCAUUACUGAAAUUGGAAUUGGCAGGGGCAUAGCCCGUGGAGUAACUAGUCAGACAUUAGGUACAGCUCCCAUAAGUAUUGGUCCAGUCCCUGGAAAUGGAUCGGUUAGUGCACUCCCUGCAAUAAAUGACUUGUCCAAAAGAAAUCUAUUGAACACUGAUGAGAGAAUUAACAGUGGUGGUCUUUCUCAGCAGUUGGUUUCGCCUCUUGGUAAUAAAGUUCAACCACAGCAACUUCCCAGGACUAAUGAUGCAAUUAGCUCUGAUUCUGCUAGCACAAAUGAAAACCCUAUUCUUGGAGGAAGAGUAUUUUCUCCUCCAGUUGUUUCUGGGGUUCAAUGGAGACCUCAAACUGCUGCUGCAUUUCAAAAUCAAAGUGAAACUAGUCAAUUUCGUGGAAGGCCUGAGAUUUCUGCUGACCAAAGGGAGAAGUACCUACAAAGAUUGCAGCAAGUACAGCAGCAGCAAGGCAGUCUUCUUAAUGUUCCUCAUAUAGCUGGCAUAAAUCAGAAGCAAUUUCCAACACAGCAGCCAAAUCCCCUUCUGCAACAGUUUAACUCACAGAGUUCUUCUAUAUCUUCCCAAGUGAACCUUGGGCUUGGAGCUCAAGGAUCAGAUGCUGGGCAUGUAAAAAGUGAAGAACAACAACAAAGUUUGGCUGAAGAUGUUGGUGUUGAAUCUGCUGCAACAACUGGAGCAAAUAAACAAACAAGUGAAGAUGACACAAAGAUUCCUUAUCCGAAUCCUUCAGCACCUGCAACUGAAAACACUCAGCUGCCUAGGGACACUGAUCUAUCGCCUGGGCAGCCUUUGCAACCUGGAAUGUCAUCAUCUGCUGUUGGUGUUAUUGGCCGAAGAAGUGUAUCUGAUCUUGGUGCAAUCGGAGAUAACCUCACUGGAACUUCUGCAAGUUCUGGUCAUGAUCAGCUUUAUAAUUUGCAAAUGCUCGAAGCUGCAUUUCACAGGCUUCCACAACCCAAGGACUCAGAGCGUGCUAAAAAUUAUGUUCCGCGGCACCCUGCAGUCACCCCUGCUAGUUACCCCCAAAUUCAGGCACCGAUUGUAUCGAAUCCUACCUUUUGGGAAAGAAUUGGUAGUGACACAUUAGCUACGGAUAUGCUGUUCUUUGCAUUCUACUAUCAGCAGAACACAUACCAACAAUACUUAGCUGCUAGAGAAUUGAAGAAGCAAUCAUGGAGAUUUCACAGAAGGUACAAUACUUGGUUCCAGCGGCAUGUGGAGCCACAAGUUACAACCGAUGAGUAUGAGCGGGGCUCCUAUGUGUACUUCGAUUUCCAUGUCACCGAGGACGGCUCAGGAUGGUGCCAAAGAAUCAAGAAUGACUUCACAUUUGAGUACAACUACCUUGAGGAUGAGCUAUCGGUACAGACAAAUUAGAGUGCCAUCUGCCAUGGCAGUAGGUCUAAUCGAGCCAUUGUGUCCAAUGUGAAUCUUGUAACUUUCGGAAGGUGUCUUAGCUGUUAUAAUCCGGGACUCUAUAGAACAAUUCCCUAGCUGUAAACUAAUGGGUGAAGUUGGUGCUACCCUGUGCAUUUAGGUUCUGGUGCACCGCUCAUGUGGGUUAUGUCAACAAAGUGAACAAACCAGUGUGUCUCAGCUGUACAUGGCUGUUCUGAUCUGCAUGUCAGAGUCAUGGGGGCUCCGAAAUUUGUUUCGGAUCUUCCUUUGCCCCUGUGUUUAAUUUCUGUUUAAUCUUGAGUGAUUUUGCUUUAAA